Myripristis murdjan (pinecone soldierfish) is the source of this 2069-nucleotide messenger RNA. RefSeq names its product serine/threonine-protein phosphatase PP1-beta catalytic subunit-like. Gene Ontology annotation, cellular component: cytoplasm; nucleus. The transcript is spliced from 8 exons. The coding region runs from base 134 to 1033 and encodes 299 amino acids. The record is from RefSeq and is a predicted model, not a curated record. NCBI's taxonomy places the organism in Eukaryota, Metazoa, Chordata, Actinopteri, Holocentriformes, Holocentridae. Gene Ontology annotation, molecular function: protein serine/threonine phosphatase activity.
CGAAUGGUUGCUAAGUAACGUUAACGUUACCUGGUCAUGUUGUUAGCAAGGUGGUUAGCUAGCCAGCUAGCUAUCUGCCACCCGGGACACACCCCCUUUCGUGCGAGGAUGUCGUCCAGGGAAGAUAGUACAGAUGUCAGAGGCAGAGGUGCGGGGGCUCUGCAUCAAGUCCCGAGAGAUUUUCCUCAGUCAGCCUAUCCUGCUAGAGCUAGAGGCUCCGCUCAAAAUCUGUGGUGAUAUCCAUGGACAGUACACAGACUUGCUGAGGCUAUUUGAGUAUGGGGGCUUCCCUCCGGAGGCCAAUUACCUGUUCCUGGGGGAUUAUGUGGACAGAGGGAAACAGUCCCUGGAGACCAUCUGCUUACUGCUGGCCUACAAGAUCAAAUACCCAGAAAACUUCUUCUUGCUCAGGGGGAACCACGAGUGUGCCUCCAUCAACCGCAUCUACGGCUUCUAUGAUGAGUGCAAGCGCAGAUUCAACAUAAAGCUCUGGAAGACAUUCACAGAUUGUUUCAACUGUCUGCCAAUUGCUGCUAUUAUCGAUGAGAAGAUCUUCUGCUGCCAUGGAGGGCUCUCACCUGAUCUGCAGUCCAUGGAGCAAAUUCGACGCAUUAUGAGACCCACUGACGUCCCUGAUACAGGCCUGCUGUGCGACCUGCUGUGGUCAGACCCAGAUAAAGAUGUACAGGGCUGGGGCGAGAACGACCGGGGAGUCUCCUUCACAUUCGGGGCUGACGUGGUCAGCAAAUUCCUCAACCGCCACGACCUGGACCUCAUCUGCCGAGCCCACCAGGUCGUUGAAGACGGCUAUGAGUUCUUUGCCAAACGACAGCUGGUGACACUAUUCUCUGCCCCCAACUACUGCGGGGAGUUUGACAACGCAGGCGGCAUGAUGAGUGUUGACGAGUCCCUUAUGUGCUCCUUUCAGAUCCUGAAGCCAUCAGAGAAAAAAGCAAAGUACCAGUAUGGGGGAGUGAAUUCAGGACGCCCCGUCACCCCGCCCCGCACCACUCAAGCCCCAAAGAAGAGGUGAGCAGUUGGCCCUGACUCUCCCACUCGUCUCCCUGGCAAGUCUCUGGCCCACGUCCCUGCAGGCUGUCGCCAACACUCCAGCCUCCUCCUCUCAGUCAGCUUGUUCAUGUGUAAACAGAAAUGUAAGGAGUGUUUUUUGCUUGUUUGUGGGUAUUUUUAUUAAUAUGUGACAGUGAUUUUUUUCCUCUUCUUUUUAUUAUUUUUCAAUGCCAUGGAAUGUGUUGCUCAGCCCUCACUACUAGUCUGUCCAGCAAUAUGAAACCAACCUUUUGCGGAAUGGGCAACAUGUUUGGAAGGGAUGCUUCUCUGCCUUCAGAUAAACAGUUUCCAUAGUGACUUGUGAAUGUGUGUAUGUGUGUGUGAUUGAGAUGGGUGGUUUUUUUGCCCUAACCAGUGUAAAAAUAACAUUUUUUUCCACAUAAUAGGCUCAAAUAUUCCCUGUCUCAAAUUUAUUCUACUAAUGUUCAUGCAGUUUAUCCAUAUGCAGCCAUUGCCCCUCCAUAUAUUGGCUCCAGUAGGACACUGUUUGACUAUUGCAGUUUGACAUUUCUUUUCCUCUGACUAAAGAUUGUUUUUUCUCCCCUCGGAGACCUAUGACAAACUGAGAUUUUGGAAGUACAAGUGCAAUAAACACUGCUAUAAAUCUUGUAUGCAAGCAUACACAUUUGUAAAGGCCACUCAUUCAUUAUAGUCUAUGUGAAAAACAUAGUCACCAUAUGUUGCACCUCAAAAGGACCUUGAUAAAGAUUAUUCACAUUAGAUCAGUGCCCAUUUUAAUCAGCCUCUUUUCAUAACCAACUUGUUUCUGAGUGACUUUCUUACAUAGAAAUGGGUUUUCCCUUGUGUCUGUGUGCAAGCAUCUGUGGUUUGAUUUAUAAGGAAGCAGAAUAUUGGAUUUGCAGUCCUAGGUGAGUCAGGUUUCAUCUUUUUAUUGUUUAUUCACAAGGACAAAAACAGAUCUAGACAACCAUAGGGAUUAAAAAUCUGAUUUUCUGUUUUAUAAAUCCCUUUGAGUAUGUGGAACGUGUGAAAAAAAA